This is a messenger RNA of Carlito syrichta (Philippine tarsier), 314 nucleotides long. Its product is annotated as keratin-associated protein 8-1. The transcript has a single exon. NCBI's taxonomy places the organism in Eukaryota, Metazoa, Chordata, Mammalia, Primates, Tarsiidae. The record is from RefSeq and is a predicted model, not a curated record. Bases 62 to 253 code for a protein of 63 amino acids.
UGGAAAUCCAUCACACCGAGGAAACACACUCCCCUGCUCCUAAGCCCUCCACUCCUACAUCAUGUACUGCAACAACUUCUCCGGCACUGUCUUCCCAGGAUGCUACUGGGGCAGCUAUGGCUACCCCUUGGGAUACAGCGUUGGCUGUGGCUUUGGCAGCACCUACUCCCCAGUGGGCUAUGGCUUGGGAUAUGGCUACAAUGGCUGUGGGGCUUAUGGCUACAGGAGAUACUGGCCAUUUGCUCUUUACUGAUUUGCUGAAUCCCCAAGGCAUAGAAUCUUCCCUCCCUUGAAGGCUGCUCAGCAUCUCUCCA